Messenger RNA from Symbiodinium natans, 816 nucleotides. The record is from the annotation of a GenBank genome assembly. NCBI's taxonomy places the organism in Eukaryota, Dinophyceae, Suessiales, Symbiodiniaceae.
AUGAAGCAGAGCGAGGAAAAUCCGGGAGACCCACAUGGUGACUGCAGUGGAAGUCCUCUGGUCCCAGGGGUCCAUUGUCCAUCGAUUCCAUCGGUGAGUGUCAGCGCCAGGACGUUGGGUGGUCGAGAGGUAAGGUUCGACAUCAGCUCAGACGAGCCAUUGAUCAACGUAAAGAAGAGGAUCGCCGAGGUGAUUUGCUCACCGCCAUUCACAGUACAGUUGGUACACGAGGGUGCGACUCUGAAUGAUGCGGAAAUGAUCAAGCCUCUCAAGGAAUUCCUCUCAAGCGAAGUUCUUGACUUGGUCAUCGUCCGAAUUCCAGGUAAGGCAGCUGACUAUCGCCAGCUGCUUACCGACUUUGUCGUGGCAGCAAACAAGGACCGUGUUGAAGAGGCCCGCCAGCUGCUCGAUCAGGGUGCCGGUUUCGAUGCUGACGGGAACUUGCUCUUAGACUCGGGGAGCAAUGUGCUUCAUCUGGCAGUGAGGAUGAGGCUCAGCGACCUGGCGUUGCACUUGAUCAGCCGGGGUGUUGACUUGCAAAGUACAAAUGAGAUGGGCCGUACGCCGCUCAUGCAGGCCUGCAUCAAAGACUCGCCGGCGAUCAUCGCAACUUUGUUAGCGGCCAAGGCCGACGUAAACAUCAAAGAUGUGACAGGACGAUCGGCAGUGUACUAUGCAGCCAUGAAGGGCAACACGAGAGUUGUGGAGCAGCUGCGUGAGGCUGGAGUGGAACCUGGAGAACUCCAGGAGCUCUCGCACCUCUUGGGCACCUUGGCGGCCGUCCCUGCACCCAGACGAAGAUGUAUGUUGUCGUGA